CAACCAACAUGGCGGCGAAUGCGACGAAACGGAAAUUAGAUGAAAAUGAUUUGGAUGAUGAGGAGUCCCCAGUCACAAAAUUUGCGACACUUGCUUCAAAUUCUAAAGAGGACAAACGGAGUAGACACUGUCCCUACCUUGACACAAUAAACAGAUCGAUUUUGGACUUCGAUUUUGAGAAGCUAUGUUCCGUUUCUCUGUCACACUUGAACGUCUAUGCCUGCCUUGUUUGUGGUAAAUAUUUCCAAGGACGAGGAUUCAAGUCUCACGCUUACACUCACAGUGUUCUAGACGGCCACCAUGUAUUCUUGAACCUGGAGACGCAUCGGUUUUACUGCCUGCCUGACAACUAUGAAGUCAUAGAUUCAUCCUUGGCUGAUAUCACUUAUGUGCUGAACCCCACAUUUACUCAGGAUGACAUUAAAGUGUUGGACUUCAGUUCCAAGAUGUCCAGGGCUUAUGAUAGUACCACAUACUUACCGGGUAUUGUGGGGCUGAACAACAUCAAGGCUAAUGACUACUGCAAUGUCAUUUUACAAGCUUUAUCGCAUGUAACACCACUACGUGACUACUUCUUGCGGGAGGAGAACUACAAGUCCAUCAAACGGCCACCAGGUGACCAAGCAGUCAUAUUAGUGCAGCGAUUUGGUGAACUGAUCCGUAAACUGUGGAAUCCGCGUAACUUCAAGGCUCACGUUAGUCCCCAUGAGAUGUUGCAGGCCAUCGUACUGUGCAGCAAGAAGAGGUUUCAGAUUACCAAUCAGGGUGACCCCAUCGAUGUCAUGUCCUGGUUCCUAAAUGCACUGCACUUAGCCAUGAACGGUACGAAGAAGAGAACCAGCAGCAUUAUCAGUAAAUGUUUCCGAGGUUCCAUGCGCAUUUAUUCAAGAAAAAUGCCAGGGAUUGAUGUGAGUGAAGAAGAAAAACAAAAGUUGAUGGCAACGGCUGAUUACCAAGAACAAGUGCAAGAUUGCCCUUUCAUGUAUCUGACGUGCGACCUCCCUCCACCUCCGCUGUAUCCAGACGACACGCAAGAGAACAUAAUUCCCCAAGUCCCACUUCAUCAAGUCUUGUCCAAGUUCAACGGAAUCUCAGAGAAGGAGUAUAAAACGUACAAGGAUUCGACGAUGAAGAGGUUCGAGAUUACCAGACUGCCGCCUUUUCUCAUAUUGUUCAUGAAAAGAUUCACCAAAAACCGGUUCACACUAGAGAAGAAUCCGACCAUUGUCAACUUCCCUGUCAAAAACGUUGACCUGAGUGAGAUACUGUCUCCAGCAGUCAGGGCGCGCUUCCCUAAUGCCUCAUAUGAUCUGAUAUCGAACAUCGUCCACGAUGGAGAACCAGGAUCGGGGAAAGGGACAUACAGGGUCCAUGCAUUGCACAAGGGCAGUGGUAAAUGGUAUGAACUCCAGGAUCUACACGUUGUUGACAUUCUCCCUCAGAUGAUCACAUUGUCUGAAUGCUACAUACAGAUCUAUGAGUUGCAGCAGAACGCAGGAGCAGCUGGGAAUCCCUCAGAAGGGAAUGGAGCAGCGAAGGAUAACGGAGUAAGCUGAAGCAAGGGGAAUGCUCGGUGUGUGUGUGAUGACUUUUAAAUGAGGACUUUCAGACAAAAGACUUCGAAAAAACUCCUAGUAAUUUGAGCUGCUGACUGUUUCAGGAGUUGGAUUUGAAUGUCUGUACCUUUCUACAAAGCCAGUACCUUGUGUAGAAAACUAAUCGCAGGCACAUACAUACUUUUCUGUCAUUUGUGACCCGUCACAGCAAAACCAGGCGCAUGUCGCACAGAAGAUGAUCCUAAAUGACACCAGGAGAUAAUGGAAGAAAUAGGUGUGCUCGUAUUUCACAAAAGGCAGACAAUAGAGAAAUGAACAAACAGUCCGUCUCAACCUGCCAAGCUCAGAGCGACAUGCGCCUGAUUUUGCUGUGACGGGUCACAUUUAUGUUUUUGUCAUUAAAAUGGCAAUUUUUGUUUAACUCAUCAUCUAGACUGGAGAUGGCAGCACUGUUCCAAACGUGGGUUGACCUCGUGAAAGUUAUUGUGUUCUUCUGAAGAUUAGAGCGUUUUAUGUAAU
Molecule: messenger RNA, 2075 nt
Organism: Lineus longissimus
Lineage: Eukaryota; Metazoa; Nemertea; Pilidiophora; Heteronemertea; Lineidae
Product: ubiquitin carboxyl-terminal hydrolase 39-like
Exons: 13
Coding region: 9-1556 (515 amino acids)
Biological process (GO): spliceosomal complex assembly; mRNA processing; protein deubiquitination
Molecular function (GO): zinc ion binding; cysteine-type deubiquitinase activity
Source: RefSeq, a predicted model, not a curated record